Rhincodon typus (whale shark) is the source of this 848-nucleotide messenger RNA. It is a transcript of the gene c33h15orf40, whose product is annotated as chromosome 33 C15orf40 homolog. NCBI's taxonomy places the organism in Eukaryota, Metazoa, Chordata, Chondrichthyes, Orectolobiformes, Rhincodontidae. Gene Ontology annotation, cellular component: cytoplasm. The record is from RefSeq and is a predicted model, not a curated record.
AUGAGGAGGACUUGGCUUCGCUGCGUCUUGAUCACCCUGAUGGUUCCCGGUGUAGGUGUGGGGCCAGGUUUUCAGCGACUCCUUCCUGUUGCCUGGCCGCUGCUGGCUUCCUCCCGCCUGGGCCUGGGGCUAAGAGUGGAGUCAGGUGGCGUUAGGCAAAGAACGAUGCCGAAAACCUCAAGCGAAACGCGAAUGAAUAAGAUGACUGUGAAGAAUUCUGCAAAAGUAGCCCAGGGACCUGUGAAGCUUGAUAAAAGUGGUUCUGUUUUGGUUGUCAUUCAUGCUAAACCUGGAGCCAAACAAAAUGCCAUAACUGAUGUGUCGGGAGAAGCUGUGGGUGUGGCCAUUGCAUCCUCUCCAUCUGAUGGUGAGGCCAAUGCGGAACUAGUGUGCUAUCUGGCCAAAGUGCUGGCAUUAAAGAAAAGUGAAGUUGUCCUGGACAAGGGUUGCAGAUCACGUCAGAAAGUGGUGAAGAUUCUGGCUUUAUUGACCCCAGAAGAAGUGCAAGAAAUACUCAGGACCACAGCUACUACAAAUUAGUACAAGAAGUAGGGCCUUGAGGCAGAGGAGCAACCUCGAUAAUGAUCUUAGAACCAGACAAUUAAAUGAAAACUUCACUGUCUAAAGAAAAUAUGCAGGAGAUGUCUGUGACCAAUUUGUCUCAUGAGAAGUUGCAUUUGAUGAAUCUUGGAUAACUCUCUCAUGCUAACCAUCAAAUCCAGGUGUGAACAAGUCCAGGUAUAGCUGAUUUUUGUUUUUAAUUUAUAAAUUUGGAACUAUUUGGUUAAUGAACUGCUCAUGACUGUACAUUAAUUCUUGAAUUGCUCAGGAUUACUUUGUGUGGAAAC